UCCCCAUCACAAUUUUGAAUUCACCAUCUUCCCUCUCUAAAACAACCAAGCUAUACUAUUUCUACCCUUAGGAUUGACCCCAUCAAGUGUUUGUAAAAAUGCCAAACAGAAACCCCACUGUCGUGUACUCACCAUCCUCACCUCGAAGAUCACCGAGGCUCAUUCUCCUCCACAACAACACCAACCCCACCACCCCAAAACCUAAAUCCACCCAAAAAUCUUCUACCCAGUCAAGAACCCCCGCCGCUAGGGUAAGGAAAACACCCGGAUCGAAGGAUGAAGUUCCUCUUAGACGAUCCGCUAGAUUCUCCAAUCAUAAAGCUCACCUGAAUGAGGACGUUCAACUUAGCGAAUUUCGUUCCGGUGAUUCGAAGAAAGUGAAGCAAGGGAAAACGAAUGAAAGUAGUGGCGUUGAGGGAAUUGGGGCUGAAGUUGAUGGAAAAGGGAAGAGAAAGCAUGGUGGUGAUGAAAUAGUGGAAGAGAGUAGGAAGGAACAAGUUGAAAUUGGAGUGAGAGGGAAAAGAAAGCAAGAUGGUGGUGAAGUUGCUGAAGGGUGGACUAAGGAGCAAGAAUUGGCACUGCGAACAGCUUACUUUACUGCAAAACCUAGUCCCAAUUUCUGGAAGAAAGUAUCCAAACUGGUACCUGGGAAGUCUAAACAAGAUUGUUUCGAUAGAGUUCACCGUGACUUCCAAACACCACUUCCAUGUCAGCCUAGAUCACGGGCGAAGACAAUUAACUCUUCUUCUCCUCUUCAUCAAUUCUCAAUAUCUGCAAGUAAACUUCUCAAACCUACUGAAAAGAAGGUUUCUAAAUCAAAUGUUCUCAAACCAAAAAGCAUUGUUAACCAGAAGUCUAUUGAGAAUAUGUUACAGCGCCAUCUUAAAGUGGAUCAAGUCCAUAAAGGAGACAUAUUUUCUGCUCUUGAACCCAACAUUGAUUUUUCUACUAAUGAUUUUCAGCUUAGUCAAGCACUUUGUACUCCAAAGCAGCAAAAGGAAAAUCAAGGGUUUCUUCAAAAUCUUUUAUCAUCACCAUAUGUGUCUUUUAUCAUCUAA
This is a messenger RNA of Vicia villosa (hairy vetch), 1058 nucleotides long. RefSeq lists its product as uncharacterized. Bases 99 to 1058 code for a protein of 319 amino acids. Lineage: Eukaryota; Viridiplantae; Streptophyta; Magnoliopsida; Fabales; Fabaceae. The record is from RefSeq and is a predicted model, not a curated record. The transcript has 2 exons.